GGAGGAGGGAUGAAUGGAGUUGGCUGCGGCGGCCAUUUUCUCCCGUCGUGCCUCGCGGGGCCCGUCCCAACAAGUUCCCAACCGCCGCGGAGCGAGAGGGAAGCGAGGGAUGAGCGCUGCCGGUGCGGCCUCCUUGGGUUCAUGUGGCGCUGGCUGCGGGGCGCGCUGAGAGGCGUCCCUGGCCUGAGGCAGAGGCCCCGGCGCGGGUCCAAGGGCGGCGGCGGCGGCGCCAUGGAGCGCUCGGCCGUGGUGCGUUGCGUGCCGGCGGAGGCGAAGCUGAGCGUGUCGUUCGUGCUGGGCGACGGCAGCGCCCGCCACAUGCAGCGCGACCAGUCGGAGCCCCUGGGCCGGGCCUUGGCCCGCAUCGCCAACAACGCCGGCAAGGGCCACGGCAAGGCGGCCGCCAAGAAGAGCAAGAAGGCCAGGGCCGAGGCCGAGGCGGCAGUGGCGGGGACCACCGCCCCGACUCCUCCUCCUCCUCCGCCGCCGCCGCCGGUGCGUCUGUUCUCGCGGGAGGGGCUGGCGGUGCCGGAGGACGUGCCCAACGCCGAGGCCUGGCAGGACGGCGCCGUGCUCCAGAUCGGCGAGGCCCGCUACCGGGUGGAGCGCAACCCGCCGGCGCUGACGGAGCUGCAGCUGCCGCGCUCGCUGCUGGCCGGCUUCCCGGUGUGCCCCAAGGUCCGCACGGAGUUCGGGGCGCCGGGGCAGUGCCUUUUCCGCUGGUUCCAGGAGGCGGCGGAGGGGGAGUCGGGCGGGGGGUGGUCGGAGGUUCCCGGCGGGACGGAGCGGGUGCUGACGCCGAGCAACGCGCAGGUGGGGCGGCGUCUGAAGCUGUGGUGCCGCCCGGGGGACGGAGCGGGGCGGCUGGGGGCGGCGCGGGAGGCGGAGAGCGCGGUCCCCGUGGAGGCCGGCCCCGGCGCCUGCACCUUCGACGGGCGCCACCUCUACACGCAGCGCGUCUCCGGGGAAGGGCUGCUCCGCGCCGUCACCUACAACGUCUUGGCCGACGCCUACGCGCAGACGGAGCUCUCCCGCACCGUCCUCUACCCCUACUGCGCCCCCUACUCCCUGGAGCUGGACUACCGGCAGAACCUGCUCAAGAAGGAGCUGGCCGGCUACAACGCCGACGUGGUCUGCCUGCAGGAGGUGGACAAGGGCGUCUUCGGGGAGAGCCUGGCCCCGGCCCUGGAGGCCUUUGGGCUGGAGGGCCUCUUCCGCCUCAAGGAGAAGCAGCACGAGGGGCUGGCCACCUUCUACCGCAGGGACAAGCUGGGCCUCCUCGCCCGCCACGACCUGGCCCUGGGGCGCGCCCUCCAGGAGGACCCCCGGCACGCGGCCCUCAGGGAGAGGCUGGACGCCUGCCCCCGGCUCCGGGAGAAGGUCCUCCAGCGCUCCUCCGUCCUCCAGGUUUCUGUUCUUCAGUCUAUAAAUGACCCUUCAAGAAAGAUCUGUGUUGCCAACACUCAUCUAUACUGGCAUCCAAAAGGUGGAAACAUCCGUCUAAUCCAAGUUGCAAUAGCUUUAUCACAUAUUAGGCAUGUAACACAUGACCUGUAUCCUGGUACACCUCUUGUAUUCUGUGGUGAUUUUAAUAGCACACCAUCUACUGGAACAUACAGUUUUAUCAAUAGUGGCAGUAUUGCUGAAGAUCAUGAGGACUGGAGAUCAGAUGGAGAAGAACCGUACUGCACUAUAUCUCUAACUCAUCCAUUCAGACUUAAAAGUGCCUGUGGAGAACCAGCCUAUACUAAUUAUGUUGGAGGUUUUCAUGGAUGUUUGGACUACAUAUUCAUUGAUGCAAAUGCUUUGGAGGUUGAACAAGUAAUUCCACUGCCAAGUCAUGAAGAGGUAACUACUCAUCAGGCCUUACCGAGUGUUUCACAUCCCUCUGAUCACAUAGCACUAAUAUGUGAUUUAAAAUGGAAGUAGACUUUAAAGUGGGGGGAGAUGGCAUCUGUAACUUGCCUUUCUGAAAGACAUUUUGGCUAUUUUUUGGAUAUUUGGUCGCAACAUUUUACAAAGAAUAAAUAUAAGAAGUGUUCAUGUGUCCAUCAGUAACUUAAUGCCAGAUUCUAAGUUCUUUGUAAUUUCUCAUGCUUCUCAUGGCUGGAAUGCUUUUAGUGAAUACUUCAUUUUUCUAAUCUGAUAAGAAAAGGUGUCAACAGUGAAAUCUCUCCUGAAGGUGAAGUAUACCAUUCCCAUUUUAGGUGGUUUUAAAAUGAUGAUUAAAUUGCCUUCUGGAAUGAAGGUGUUCCUUGACAAGCUGCCAAAAUAUAUGCUUCCCACAAAAAAAAUAUCCAUAUUAAUUUAGCAUUCCAAAAAUUAUUUGGCAGAUUUACCUGCACUCAGGUGAUCUGCUCUCAGGUGAUAUGUGGAAGGUGGGGUGGGAGUGGGGAAUCUUGUCCAUGUAAACCAAAUUCAUUGUGCUUAAAUAAAAAUCAUGACUAUG
Sceloporus undulatus (fence lizard) is the source of this 2449-nucleotide messenger RNA. RefSeq names its product phosphodiesterase 12 (gene PDE12). Gene Ontology annotation, biological process: nuclear-transcribed mRNA catabolic process, deadenylation-dependent decay. Gene Ontology annotation, cellular component: mitochondrion. The transcript has 3 exons. Gene Ontology annotation, molecular function: 3'-5'-RNA exonuclease activity. Lineage: Eukaryota; Metazoa; Chordata; Lepidosauria; Squamata; Phrynosomatidae. The record is from RefSeq and is a predicted model, not a curated record. The coding region runs from base 10 to 1929 and encodes 639 amino acids.